AUUCGCAUCGUCCAUUGUAACUCAUUCGUCAACAGACUCUCGUGCGGUUCGGUUCUCAGCCUCAGCUUUUGAAUUCAGCAUACUCACAUCACAUUCGCAAGUCACUGGUCACUGGUCACAGUUCGCAGUCACGCAGUUACUACUUUUGCCCGGUUUUCGAGUUUUCGAAAGAUAUUCGAAAGUGCUGAACAUACAUUAUUUUUUUUUGGUUUUUGUGCUAAGCUAAGAAAUUGAGUAUAUAUACAUAAAUAUAUGAUACACAUAAAGUGAAAAAGCGUUCUGAAUACCAUUUUUCAAUUCGAAUACAAACGACCGAGCCGAAGUGAAAGAGUGUGUGUGGCAAAUAUUUAAAUCCCAUUUGCGUUCCGAUUCGGAGGAGGAUUUGGCGGAGAAAGCUUGAGACACAGAGAACACACCGCAGUCAAAGAGUAAAACGCAAGAAAUUCAAGCAGCCAAAAUGCGUCGCUCCUCGUUCACGCCCGUCUUCAACUUGAGCACCCAGGAGCCGCUGAUCGUGGUGGAGGAAUCGCACACCGCCGAGGAUGGCGAUGACUUGGAGGGUGCCGCCGGUGGCUGUGAUCCCACUGCGGCCGGCACACGCCGCUCCAACAGCGAUGACUCCGAACCGGACUCGCCGGUGAAUCCCUACCUGCUCUGCCCCUUUCCCGAUAUGCAGCAGCGGCGCAAGCAUUCGCUGCCCUCGCUUCAAAUUACCGAGGGCAUCACCGCCAGCCAGGUGCGUCGAUUGUCGGAGGUGGGCGGCGAGACUGGCGGGCUCAGUCCCAAGGAGGUCGAGUUCCUGGCCACGCUCUCGCAGAAGGCCAAUCCCACGGCCGGCGGACGCAGGCACUCGGUGGUCACCAUAUCGGCGGUGCCGCCAACGCUCUUCGGACGCAAUCGCCGCGAGUCCAUUUCCGGCGUAUCCUUCAGUGGCAGUCGCCGUGGCAGCGUCAUCGCCGGACCGCCGUUGACCGAUCACCGCGGCAGCGUGCACAACUUGCAGUUGGACAUCAUGGACGGUAUCGUCCAGCAGAGGAAGACGCGAAGCGGAAGCGGCGUCUGGACAGCGCCCGUCCUGCAGGAGGCCGAUAGCAAUGUGCCUGUGCAGACAUAAGCGGCUGAAGGUCACGCAGGGUAGCUGGGGGCGGAAAGGACGAAAAAUGGAUGCAUGGACGAAUGUGGAGAAGGAUGGAUGGAUGAAUGGAUGGCUGGAUGGGAUUUCUUCGACAGAUGAACGGAUGAAUUGGGUUGGACACUGGGCAAUACAAACAACCAAAUGCCUGGAAACUCCGCCAACUCGAACUGCAACUGGACCUUUAUUAACAUUUCGUGCUUUCCCCCCAACACAGAAAAAAAAACCCUCACACUCUGCCCCCCUCCGAUUUUCCACCGGGAAAUUGCUUUUCGCGGCUGCCGCAUAAAGCAAACAAACAAACCACAAAAACCGCACGAAACAAAAAAUAAUAAAAGAAUCGCAUGGAAAAUGGCAAAGAAUGGUAGGUGGAAACUGAAAAUAAAAAAAAGAAACACACACAGAAAAAAACAGGAAAAUAUAAAACUUCGAAAAUGAAAAACUGCAGUUAAACAAAGAACGAGAUGGCAAGACCAAUUUAAGAUGAAAAGAAUGGGUGGAAAACGAGACAAGGCGGACAAACAAAGCAAAACGAACGUGAAAGAGAACCAAACAGGCGGUGAAAAGCAACUGAGAAAAAACACCGUGACCAUUUUGAUUGCCAGCAAUUUUGGUUAACACCUGUGCCAUGUGCCAUGUGCCACGCCCACAACUGUCGCCCGCUCCCCGAACACACAUCGCCCACAAUUACGACUUAAAAAUGGACACAUCCCCCAUGCAAGGAUAAUUGCAAAUAAUAUUUAAUUGGAGUGUUAAGGACGAAGGACAAGGCAAGCAAGAAUAGCGCAACACUCGAAACCCUUCCUCGAAAUUAUUAUAAUUCCCAAGUGGUCAGAAAACAGAACACUUACCCAAAAACACUAUUGCUUGAUUUUGUGUACCUUUUUUCAGUUGCAUAAGUUUUUACCGAAAUUUUCCAUAAUUUGCGGCACAAAUUAUUCAAAACCCUUGUGAAAACGGGGUCCUUUAUUUGCAGACGUACGAAGUGCUCGAGUGAAACCUAAGUUGUGCUAAAAUUAUAGUUUCGCUCAGUUUUUAUGUUUACAUUUUUCGUUUUUGUCGUAUUUGUAACAUUUUAUUUUUGACAUUUGUCAAUGGGCUGUGUGCAUUUUUAAUAAUCCCACUGCCGGGCAGCUAAACAUAAAAAACACACACACACGCACAUAAUGAAAUGCAGCUUUGGCCCAAGGACACUAAAGUGAAAAGGGGUGGGUGGAGUGAAAUGGGGGCCAAGGACGCGUCAAGGCUAUUGCCGCAUAACCCUGAACCCAGCAUCUUUCUGAUGCGGCCAACGUGGCGUAUGAGUAAUGUUCCGCACGCAGCAACAACUGCACCAAUGACAAUGGCAAUGCCAAUGCCAUGGAGCAAGGAUCAUCUUCCUCGUGUUUUUAAUGGCCUGUCCAAGCCCCGGACCACCUCCAUGGCCACGCCCACACCCCAGUCCGCUCAAUAAGGCUAAUUUAAUGUGGGCAUCGUUUAAUUGAAACGCGUGUUAGUUUGCAUUCCCAUCCGGGCCACUUGGCGGGCGCCCCGGCAAACUAAUUAUAGAAAAUCAAAAUGCAAUUGCCAUUGCCAACGGAACGACGUUAAGCUGACUGCCGGCGGCCAUUUGGUUUGCAAAAUGUGCGGGGCAAACAAACAUCAGUUGGUCCUCGCUAAGCACCAUGAUCAUAAUCAUGUAGGGCAAAAUUAAUGGUCUGAAAUUACCGAGUGUCCUUUAGCAGAGUGAGCACAGUUUCUGAAAGCUGCCCGUUAACGAUUUAUAUCUGCAAUUAACUGGGUGCACAGAUUUUAGAUUCUAUAAUUUAAAUGAUGAAUUGAAACACUUAUCACUUUCGAUUUGCAAUUAUGAGUUUACACAUUUUUAAUAUUUUUUCCUAAAUAAAAAGCCUAAUAAUAAUAAUAAUAAUCACCUAAGAUAUUAAAAUCUACUUUUUCUCCACAGGUUCCAUUAUAAAUCGAUUUCAAGUGAACACGCAACUCAAUGUAAUCGGUUUAUAAAAUA
Molecule: messenger RNA, 3137 nt
Organism: Drosophila simulans
Lineage: Eukaryota; Metazoa; Arthropoda; Insecta; Diptera; Drosophilidae
Exons: 4
Coding region: 458-1114 (218 amino acids)
Source: RefSeq, a predicted model, not a curated record